AUGCAGGAAGCGUCCGCCCCACUGCCUUCGGAGCCGGGCCCCAGCCCCGUGCCUGCCUUCCUGGGGAAGCUAUGGGCUCUGGUGGGCGACCCGGGCACGGACCACUUGAUCUGCUGGAGCCCGAGCGGCACCAGUUUCCUCGUAAGUGACCAGAACCGCUUCGCCAAGGAGGUGCUGCCCCAGUACUUCAAACACAGCAACAUGGCCAGCUUUGUGCGACAACUCAACAUGUACGGGUUCCGGAAGGUGGUGAGCAUCGAACAGGGAGGUCUGCUACGGCCAGAGCGCGACCACGUCCAAUUCCAACACCCGAGCUUCCUGCGCGGUCACGAGCAGCUCCUGGAGCGCGUGCGGCGCAAGGUGCCCGCGCUGCGCACUGACGACGGUCGCUGGCGCCCGGAGGACCUGGGGCGGCUGCUGGGCGAAGUGCAAGCUCUGCGGGGAGCGCAGGAGAGCGCGGAGGCGCGGCUGCGCGAGCUCAGGCAGCAGAACGAGCUCCUUUGGCGGGAGGUGGUGACCCUGCGGCAGAGCCACGGGCAGCAGCACCGGGUCAUUGGCAAGCUGAUCCAGUGCCUCUUGGGGCCACUUCCGGCAGGGUCCAGCAGCACCGGAACCAAGAGACAGCUGUCCCUGAUGCUGGAUGAGGGGGGCGCAUGCCCACCACCUGCCAAGUUCAGCUGCCCGCUACCUGGGGCCCUCCUGCAGGACCCCUACUUUAUCCAGUCACCACUGCCAGAGGCCACCUCCAGGCUCAGCAGCCCGCUCCGGACCAGGGGGCCCAUCAUCUCUGACCUUCCCGAAGACCCCAGAUCCCCAACUGGGCCUGGACUUCCUUCCUCCAGUGGUGGUGGGAGGGAGAAGGGUCUGGCCCUGCUCAAAGAAGAGCCAGCCAGUCCAGGGGGGAAAGUCGAGGCUGGGCUGGCCCUGGCCCCAAACCAGUGUGACUUCUGCGUGACAGCCCCCCCACUACUGCCUGUGGCUGUGGUCCAGGCCAUCCUGGAAGGGAAAGGGCGCGUCAGCCCCAAGGGGUCCCGGAAUGCCCAGCAGCCUGAACCAAGGGACCACAGGGAGGUUCCUGCCAGGGAGACUCUAGACCUGGAGAGGUGCCGGAGCUCAGAGAGUCUGCUGCCUCCCAUGCUGUUUCAAGGUUCCCCAGAAAGUCUGGAGCCUGCAGGGCCCCUGGAUGUGUUAGACCCCAGCCUCUCAGGGUGCGAGUGGACCCUGAUGGAUGUGAACCUGGAGCCAUCCCUGGUGCAGCCUUCAAUGCCAGAGAGAGGUGAUACUGAGCUGUCAAUCAAGGGGUUCACUUCCCAGGGCCCAGUUAAGGAUUCCCACCUUGGGAGGCCACUCCUGCUGGAUGUCCCAGCGGCUUUGGGAGGGCCAGCCCUCAGCCUGCCUGGGGCUUUCACCAUUUACAGUCCCCCGGAUUGCCAAGUCUCCUACCAGCGCUCCGGAGCCAGCCCCUGCCCCUGAGUGCCCUCCCCUGGAGAGCCAGCUAAGCCCAGGGGCUGGUACCACGGGGCUCACUCUUCUCGGCUUCCAGGAGCCCCCAGCCUAAGGCUGAGCAAAGCCCGGCUCCUGUACUCCACAGCCACUCUCACUCCCCUGCCUAUCCCUGCAUAUAAAACUGCAUUUUUCUCA
Echinops telfairi (small Madagascar hedgehog) is the source of this 1641-nucleotide messenger RNA. RefSeq names its product heat shock transcription factor 4 (gene HSF4). The record is from RefSeq and is a predicted model, not a curated record. Gene Ontology annotation, molecular function: DNA-binding transcription factor activity; sequence-specific DNA binding. Gene Ontology annotation, biological process: regulation of DNA-templated transcription. Lineage: Eukaryota; Metazoa; Chordata; Mammalia; Afrosoricida; Tenrecidae. The transcript is spliced from 13 exons. The coding region runs from base 1 to 1473 and encodes 490 amino acids.